AUGUCGUAUCAUUGGUCAACGGUACCAUUUGCUUCUCUUUAUGGAGCCAUUCAGCUUAAUCAGCUUGACAAUCAGUUGAGGCUGACAGCUGAACUCCAAUUUGAUUUGCAGAACCUCUUGCUCAAACCAAAACGAUGCGAUGCAAGUAGAUCAAAACUUGAACAGGGCAAACUAACGUUUUCAGAUGGCGUCGAUUACCAACUUAAUGAAACUUUUGUUAUGGAUGCCAGUAAACUCGCAGACGAGUUGAAUCUGGAAGAACUAGCAGCAGCAGAGCUACUCUAUUACGCAUGCCAAAACGAGCAAAAAUCGUCUGGAAUCUCCGCUCUCGAUUCAGCCAAAGCUGCAUACUAUGCCAGAAGACAAUACAUACUACAAAUUGUGACUUACUACCUAUGUAGGUCUUCAUCAGAGGGGCUGCAAACAGAAUUUCUAUCGGAACUAUCUUAUGACACCAUUUUUUCAUGCUAUCAAUCCAUUGAACAAGAGCUGGAUGAAAUAAAGCAGCUGGUAGACCGCUCAAGGCUUAUGGGAAGUCUUUCUGACCCUAGUUUUUUCAAGCCCAUAAUCUACCGCCGAGAUUCGUUAUUUCGGGAGCACCAGCUUUUGGGAGAGCUUUACUUUGCUAAGGUUUCUUUACAUGGGAUGCAGUCCACUGCUUUUGAGAGAAUUUUCAAUCACUUUACAACUUUCAGUACAAAUGACAUCCUAGUGAUGAGUUAUAUCCCUGGAACCAUGAAACAUGUUUCAGAGCUCGAAAGAUAUUCCGACGAGGAUGUGAAAAAUAUGCAUCAUAAAUUCGUUGAACUCACACAAGAUUCGCAGAAACUAGCAGAAAACCCAAUCAAGGCAUUCUUGGUGCUAGUAUUCUUGACAAAAUUCAUUGAAUGGUGCAAGUCGGAAAGCUCAAGGGCCAAGCAAUUCGACUUCACAAGCAGCGUGGAAAAUCCAAUCAAAAUGCUCAUUUCGAUAGGCGCUUUAGAGCAAUUUCUCUCGCUUGCAUCUGAGAUUUCCAAGCCCGAGUUUUGCACUGAUCCUAGGGCAGAUCUGAUGUACGAUUUCCGUCUAUUCCUGCAACAGCACAUCCCAAAAUUUUCGCCUUUUAGGUUUCUAGAUGUCGAUACAGACGCAACAAAUCAACUGAAACGGGCAAUUCAACAACAAAGGCUGAAUGGAAAUUUGACCGCAGACGAGACAGAGGCAGAGAUAAUUUAUAUUCCUACCAAGGUUUACAGUUUUGAGCCUCAUUUCAGCGACUUCUGCGCUUCAAUAUUUAGCGAAUUUGUGCAUUCUUUUGUGAAAAAUGCUGCAUUUGUGCUAACACAUCUCCGUGAUAUGGAAGAAGACCUUCUACUUUUGAGUGACUCUCUCGAACUAGACAUUUUAUCAAAGAAUGCUGACCUUGAGCGCUUUUACCUUGCUGUAUAUUACCUUUACAGAUCCAGGCCUCAACUCUCAGCUCAAUUUUGGGAGGACAGCUCUUCCAGCCUCUAUGGGUUCCUUCAAUGGGCUUCACGAUGCAAUUCCCCGCUAAUAGUGUCGACAUUUUGCUGUUUGCUUGCUGCGCUCUCCAACAGCAGCGAAAAUGCUAUUAACGCGUUCAAUUUUUUGCAACUCACUAACACAUCCACCCAAGAGCUUUCCUUAAAGACCCCAAUAGGUGGCUCAACCUCCAUAUCAAGUCGCUUUUCGUGUGUCAGCUGGUCAUCCAUUUUUUCUUCCUUAGCAAUUUACAAUAAACUAUUGUCUUCCAAACUGCCAGUCAAUCUAUCUGAUCACUCUUAUUCAAUACAUCAAAGUACUGACGUUGAAAAUAAUGUUGUCGUUCAAUUAGGAGAAGACUCUCUGAUUUUUCUGUCUGGCUUUUUUCAGCUCAUCUCUGAUAUUGCACGAAAUAGCGAUAGAGCUCGUGCCGAACUUUAUGAAAGUGACAAUCGCCAACUCAUCGCAAUAUUGACAGAACUCUUGAAAGCCAACACCCCGUUAUCUGGAUCAGUACUUAUGGUUAUCAGCUCUCUUGUUGGAGAUGGAGUUAACGAGAGGCAGCAGGUUUGGCAAAUUAUGGACUCUUGGAUCUUUUCCAAGCACUUAAAGCUAAGGCAUUCAAGUGCAGUAUUGAGUGAUGUCUUUUUGUCGUCGCUAAAAUCCCCUGCGGAGGUCAUCGGAUUUUCCACUCUUGUCCUUAAGUUGUUGCAACCUUUGAAGACGCAAGAGGAAAUUUUUGAUCCGAUUGAAAUCUCUUUUCCUUUGGACUUGGGUUCAAACUACAGAAGUCAGGGUAUUUGGCCUUAUGUGGAGUUCCUUAGUACGGACAUUUUCGUGGAGCUUACAAAAAAAAAAUACGCCGAGGACUACACAACUCCUUUGCAACUAACUAUACUAUCUCUAUGGGAAACGUGCUUGGCUCAACUACAACCGGAACUGAUCAUGGAUGCGUCAGCCUGCAAUUUGAAAGAUCUGGAUAAUAUCACUGCGUGCAAAAAUAUUAUCCAGUACUUACAAUCUCACCCAGGAACUGCAGUUUUGACAUUCCUUUAUCGGAUGCCUGUGCACAAUGCUCUAUUUGCAAUUGCUAACCUCGGGAUUGAUAAGUUGAACGAACUCGAUUCAGAAUCAAAAGAAUCGAAGCUGCUUUUGAAGGCACUCAACGUAAUAGAGCUGCUUCUGGAUCGUGAGAGUUUUUACACCGACGAGCUACUACCUAUCUUGACUCUUCCUGACAAUCCAUUUUAUUCCCCAUCCGCAAUCAGUACUGGGGGGCUUCAGUCGUUUGUCGAGGCGCUGCUUUUGAAUUUGCCAUUGCUUGCCAACAUUGCGCUGUAUGUUGGUGUAGCAAACUCAGAAAUUUCAAAGGUAGCUUUGUCCAUUUUCAAAAAAGCUACUUUGUACUCCUCAUCUAAAGGGAUUGCUGAAUUUUCACUAGGCUCCCGAUUGCUCAGAAAAGACAAAGUGCUCACGAUGCUUGAGACGAUCGACGAGUCUACCAGGAUCAGAUAUGCUUUUAUCGAGCAGCUUGAAGCCCCAAUUGUUGAACCUCACUCAGUCUCCUUAAAGGCUGAAGUGCUCCAAUUCAUAAAUCAAAAUCUUCCAAGCACUUCCGGUAUAGCAACUGUUUCCCACUUUUUAUUGGGAUUAGACACCAGAUCAAUGACAAUUGGUGAGAAAAACGAUCUAGGUUAUAUUGCAUCGGAAAAAUCCUUGUUGAAGUCAAUUGUGACACUCUUGAGAUCAAUUUUACAAGAAUUCAGGAAAGUUGUAGACAUAGAGUACUUUCCCGUGAGAAUCAGUGCUCUUUGUCUGGAAAUAAUCUACAAACUUGUGAAAUCUCUCCACAGCCCUUACGAACUUUUAAGCUUUCUAAGGGACAUUGAAGACUCCAAUUUAUUCGUUGAUUUGUUGACUACCACCAAGAAAAUUGGGCUUGAGACUUUCUGGAAUGGGAGAAUAUUUGAUUCGAGGAUCAAUUUCAAAAACCCUUUUGUCACUCAAGGUGGUAGUAUGUGUGCACUUAUUGCUUUCACAAUGUUUCGCAGUCUGAUUCUUCAGCUGGUUGCGUUGGAACUAAGGCACACGUCCCUUUACGGUUCGUAUUCUUUGACCCGUAAAUACGUGAACCUAUUGAUAGACUCGAAGAACUACGGCACUGGAUCACCUCGGUUGUUUGAAUUCUUGGAUGUUCUUGAAUUCAAACCAAAAAACAUGAUCGAGAGAGCCAAUGCUGCAUUUGAAAAAUUCAAUUUUGAAUACAUUUUGAAAAAGAUAGCAAUCAAGACAUCAUUCACUCGUGAAGACAUAAACGGAUUUGCAUACGACAUGUCAGUUAUUGAUAGGAUUUGCGUCCUUGUGGGAAAAGAAUCCCAAUCUUUGGGACUUUUAUCAUUAAGAGGCCAGAGUGAAAAUCUCGAUUACUUUAAGAAAGAAUUCCUCCAAUUGAAAAAAUUGCUGACUGCAUCAGUUUCCUUCGAUAACUUCAAAUUUCAUCAGCUUCAAUGCUUACACUCUUGGGCCCUGCUCACCCAAGUAAUUUUAAAUGAUGGAGGACUGGAAAGAAAUAUCAGAAUCAGCUUCAUAUUCGAAGUGUUCGAGAGCAUUGUUCCCCAAGUAAUAGACUACCUGGACUUCGAUGUUGCCUAUGCCCAAGACCUUAUAUCUUUGUGUGUCUGUUUAUUCAGAUUAUAUGAGAUUGACAAGGCAAACAUCCAAAUGUCUGAAAGUGAGCGUGAAACUGCCGCUUUGCUUGAUUCUACGCGGCUUUUCCCGGUUUUCAAAACAUCAGCAAUAGGAAUUAUGUCUCCUCAAUCAACCCCAACAAUAAGAGCCGAUCUAUACGUGCUUGCCAAUAAUUAUUUGCAACAGAGUGCAGUCAACAAAUCGGUUUUGACCGAAAUCAUGGUUUUUAUCAGAUCUGCUGAUCAAAAGUUUAUUGGCUCUAUUUGCAGCGAUUCCCUGACAGCAGAGGGAUCAUGCAAGAUUACUGCAUUGCUGCUUUUAGAGACGCUUCUAAAAAUCUCGAUAUCCCUUCAAGGACCGAAACUUAGGGGUAACUUCCUGAUCGAGGCAAUUCUUCAAAACAACUAUUUGCUCUUGCAAGUGCAGCGGAUCAAGUCGAUGGAUGAGAUUGUUCUGGCUUGUCUUUCUGAUCGACGUCCAAGAAUGUCGGUUGACUCGUUACUUUAUGAACUAACAACUUUCAAGACCGUGUUUUGUCUUCUCACAAGAAUAGCUCAAACGGCGAUCGGUGCUAAACAAUUGUUGCAGUGCGACAUAUUCAAGGCAAUCACUGACUGCUCUUUUUUAGCGGAGGAUCCAGAAAUUGGGUUGACGCUGCUUUUAGAAAGCGCAGGGAAUGACGGCUUUGGCGAAAAGAAAUCAAUUGAAAUAAUUUUCUCACUAGACUCGAGCCUUUCUCACAACGAUGAUAAGUUAGAAGGGGUUUCGUUUUACGAUCUCUACAUACCGAUUUUCCAGCUUGUGUGUUCGACGAUCAUCUCUUUAGGCCCCCAAAACGAACGAUGCAUAAAAAAAGCUAGAAAGUUAACCGUUCACUUCUCUAAGCUCAUCACCGCAAUUCUGAAAAAAGAUCUCUCGAUGGGAAAGACGGAAAUUAAGGAAAUCAGCGAUACCUACGCGACGGGAGACUCUAGAUCAAGGGGAUUGAAUGAGAUGGUCAAACUGAUAACUCUUUUAGACACCCUUGUCUCUUGA
Molecule: messenger RNA, 5205 nt
Organism: Ogataea angusta
Lineage: Eukaryota; Fungi; Ascomycota; Pichiomycetes; Pichiales; Pichiaceae
Exons: 1
Coding region: 1-5205 (1734 amino acids)
Biological process (GO): nuclear pore organization
Cellular component (GO): nuclear pore; nuclear pore inner ring
Molecular function (GO): structural constituent of nuclear pore
Source: RefSeq, a predicted model, not a curated record